Messenger RNA from Oncorhynchus masou masou (cherry salmon), 2119 nucleotides. RefSeq names its product bone morphogenetic protein 7-like. Lineage: Eukaryota; Metazoa; Chordata; Actinopteri; Salmoniformes; Salmonidae. Gene Ontology annotation, biological process: BMP signaling pathway. The coding region runs from base 179 to 1462 and encodes 427 amino acids. Gene Ontology annotation, molecular function: growth factor activity; cytokine activity. Gene Ontology annotation, cellular component: extracellular region. The record is from RefSeq and is a predicted model, not a curated record. The transcript has 7 exons.
CCUGACAUUGCAGUGCGCACCAAAGCUGAUGAUGCUUGGCUGAUGUUUGAUUCAGCUUCUAAAGUAGGCUAUCAGGGUCGAAGCUCGCUCUCCAAUGCAUGAGGACUUGGGACAGUAAUUUUAGAUAGCAUAUCUCUAUCUUUGUAUCAAUCAAUUAAUUACACGCAUUCAUUUGAAAAUGGUGACUUUAUUGCGUCGACGAGCUUCGGCGCUGCUUCUUGCGUGGGUUUAUUGUAUUUUGGCUGAGACAACUUUGUCUAACAUCACUCUUGAUAACGAGGUUCACUCCAGCUUCAUCCAGCGCCGUCUGAGGAGCCAGGAGCGCCGGGAGAUGCAGCGGGAAAUCCUCUCCAUCCUGGGGCUGCCCCACCGGCCCCGGCCGCAUAUCUACACCAAACCAAACGCUGCCCCGAUGUUCAUGCUGGAUUUGUACAACGCUAUUUCCACGGACGGACAACAGCCAGCAGGCUUUUCAUAUUAUAAGCCCGUUUUAACGACCCAUGGGCCCCAGAUGGUGACCCAGCAAAACAGUAUUUUCCUCAAUGACGCUGAUAUGGUGAUGAGCUUUGUCAAUCUUGUUGAGCUGGAUCAGAACGUCCUGUCUUCUCGGCGCAACAGGGAAUUCCGCUUUGACUUGUCCCAUAUCCCAGAGGGAGAAGCUGUCUCCGCUGCAGAGUUCAGAAUCUACAAGGACUAUAUCGGAGAACACUAUGAGAAUGAGACCUUCCAUGUGAACGUGUACCAGGUGCUACACGAGCCCUCUGACAGUGAGGAGGACCUGUUCCUGCUGGACACACGUGUGGUGUGGGCUAUAGAGGAAGGCUGGCUGGUGUUUGACAUCACAGCCACCAGUAACCAGUGGGUAGUGAACCUGGACCAGAACUUGGGCCUUCAGCUAGCUCUAGAGAGCAUGGACGGCCAGAGUGUGAACCCCAGGCUAGUAGGGCUGGUGUGGGGCAGUGGGCUACAGGACAAGCAGCCCUUUAUGGUGGUCUUCUUUAAGGGAACUGAGGUUCGUCUCCGCAGCGUCCGCUCUGCCCACAGCCAUAAGGGGCGCAACCCCAACCGCUCUAAAAAACCCAAGAAUGCCCAGGACGCACUGAAGGUUGCUGAGGCUACAGCAGAGACCCUCAGCACAGACCCGAAACAGGGCUGUAAGAAGCAUGAGCUGUAUGUUAGCUUCAGAGAUCUGGGAUGGCAGGACUGGAUCAUUGCACCAGAGGGCUAUGCAGCGUACUACUGCCAGGGCGAAUGCUCUUUUCCCCUCAACUCCUACAUGAAUGCCACCAAUCAUGCCAUUGUGCAGACUCUGGUCCACUUCAUUAACCCAGAGACAGUGCCCAAACCCUGCUGUGCCCCCACCCAGCUCCACGGCAUCUCUGUCCUCUACUUUGACGACAGCUCCAAUGUCAUUCUGAAGAAGUACCGGAACAUGGUGGUCAGAGCCUGCGGUUGUCACUGACCACCAUUAGACUUCCCCUUCUCAGGAUACACUGGGGUUAGUGGAGGAAGAGGAGGAUAUGGGGAUUAUGCAGCAAAACUCAUUUAUUGCCUGAUCUAUAAGGACCUGCUGCUUCAGGGCUGGCGGGAAGACCAACUGCCUUUUAUUAUUGUCUGCAAACUGACAAGUACUAGCAAUACUGCCUUAGCAGUAGAGACAUACUGCCCUAGCAGUAGAGACAUACUGCCCUAGCAGUAGAGACAUGGUGCCCUAGCAGUAGAGACAUACUGCCCUAGCAGUAGAGACAUACUGCCCUAGCAGUAGAGGCAUACUGCCCUAGCAGUAGAGACAUAUUGCCCUAGCAGUAGAGGCAUACUGCCCUAGCAGUAGAGACAUACUGCCCUAGCAGUAGAGACAUACUGCCCUAGCAGUAGAGACAUACUGCCCUAGCAGUAGAGACAUACUGCCCUAGCAGUAGAGACAUAUUGCCCUAGCAGUAGAGGCAUACUGCCCUAGCAGUAGAGACAUAUUGCCCUAGCAGUAGAGGCAUACUGCCUUAGCAGUAGAGGCAUACUGCCCUAGCAGUAGAGACAUACUGCCCUAGCAGUAGAGACAUACUGCCCUAGCAGUAGAGACAUACUGCCCUAGCAGUAGAGACAUACUGCCCUAGCAGUAGAG